AAUAAACCUGGAGCUCCUGGAACCUGGAGGUAAUUCCAUAGCAAGAAUCCAAGGAACCUCAGAGCAACUCGAAGGUGCCUGGAGGUCCUGGGGAACCACAGAAGAACCAUUAGGACCCUAAAUGACCUGAUGGUUCCUCUUAGUUAAAUGAAAAUAAAAACAUCCAAGGGAACCUUAAGUCCACAGCAUCUGCAGGGAACUGAAGACUCAAAGGAAUCCCAGAGAGACUCUAAAGACUACCUGCUCUUUGCCAAGCUCUGAAAUAUGCUCUAAAUCCUAGAGGAAUUUUAGAGGGACUCUCUAGAAUUUCUACAGUCAAGUCCAGAUGCUCCUGUUUACACAACUUCUAACUAUGACCUGAGAAUCUCUACAGACAUCUAGAACUUCCAGACAUCAAAGGGCUGCUGAGAUGUUGAUGGAACCAAUGUGGAAACUCUGAAGUGUGUCAAGGAGCCCCAGUAGGACUCUAGAGACUACAAGACUCUUUGGAAAGCACCCUGGACUCCUAUAGACCCUAGAGGGACCCUGAGAACUCCAUGAAGUACGGAGAUUGCUGGGAAUCUGUAGAACGUUUUAAGUUCUCUGCAGAAUCGCUGAAGGAAUCUUGGGUUCCUAAAGACCCUUAGACAAUCUGGGGACAAAGGAAGAAAUUGAGAAUCCCAGGAUCCCAAGUUUAGUAAUUUGAGGAACCCUAUAGGGACCCUCAAGAUCCAAAGGGAAUCUGCCCCCCCCCCCCCACACACACACACACACGCACACACAGGACUAAUGGGCACCCUGCGGGACCUGCAGUACGCCCUUCAGGAGAAGAUCGAGGAGCUGCGGCAGCGAGAUGCCCUCAUCGAUGAGCUGGAGCUGGAGCUGGAUCAGAAGGACGAGUUGAUCCAGCGGCUGCAGAACGAGCUGGACAAGUACCGGUCUGUGAUCCGGCCUGCCACUGCCCAGCAGGUCCAGGCCCAGCAGCAGAGCCUCGUCCUGCAGCCGGACCAGCACCGCAGCAAGAGGCAGGCCAUCUCCGCAGAGCCCACAGCCUGCGAUAUCAGUGCCCUCAGCCACGUCACCUUGCCCUUCUACCCCAAGAGCCCUGAGUCCAAGGAGCUGAUAAAAGACGCCAUCUUGGACAAUGACUUCAUGAAGAACCUGGAGCUGUCCCAGACCCAGGAGAUCGUGGACUGCAUGUACCCGGUGGAUUAUGGGAAAGACGCCUGCAUCAUCAGAGAGGGCGACGUGGGCUCGCUGGUCUUCGUGAUGGAAGAGGGAAAGGUGGAGGUGACCAAAGAGGGGAUGAAGCUGUGCAUCAUGGGACCAGGAAAAGUGUUCGGAGAACUGGCCAUCCUAUACAACUGCACCCGGACGGCUACUGUCAGGACUCUGACCAAUGUGAAGCUCUGGGCCAUCGACCGUCAGUGUUUCCAGACCAUCAUGAUGAGAACUGGACUCAUCAAACACGCUGAGUACAUGGACUUCCUCAAGAGUGUCCCGACCUUCCAGACACUCCCAGAGGAAACUCUCAGUAAACUGGCGGACGUGAUGGAGGAGACGCACUAUGACGACGGUGAGUUCAUCGUCCGACAGGGAGCCAGAGGAGACACCUUCUUCAUCAUCAGCAAGGGAACGGUGAACGUGACCCAGGAGACCUCGGCCAAUCAGGAGCCGGUGCACCUCAGGGAGCUCGUCAGCGGAAACUGGUUUGGAGAAAGAGCGCUGCAGGGGGAGGACGUGAGAACAGCCAAUGUCAUCGCUGUCGACACCGUCACCUGCCUGGUCAUCGACCGAGACUCGUUCAAGCACCUGAUUGGUGGAUUAGACAACGUCUCCAGUAAAGGUUACGAAGACGCUGAAGCCAAAGCAAAAUACGAGGCGGAGAACCACUUCUUCUCCGGUCUGAAGCUCAGCGACUUCAACAUCAUCGACACGCUGGGAGUCGGCGGCUUCGGACGCGUUGAGCUGGUGCAGCUGAAGAACGAGGAGGCGAAGACGUUCGCCAUGAAGAUCCUGAAGAAACGUCACAUCAUGGACACGAGACAACAGGAACACAUCCGCUCGGAGAAACACAUCAUGACAGAGGCGCACUCCGACUUCAUCGUGAGGUUGUAUCGGACGUUCAAAGACAGGAAGUAUCUGUACAUGUUGAUGGAGGCGUGUCUGGGAGGAGAAGUGUGGACCAUCCUGAGAGACAGAGGAUCGUUCGAGGACUCGACCACCAGGUUCUACACGGCCUGUGUGGUCGAGGCCUUCGCCUACCUGCACGCCAAGGGCGUCAUAUACCGAGACCUGAAGCCGGAGAACCUCAUACUGGACAGUCGAGGCUACGCCAAGCUGGUGGACUUUGGUUUUGCCAAGAAGAUCGGCGUGUGUAAGAAGACGUGGACGUUCUGCGGGACGCCGGAGUACGUGGCUCCAGAGAUCAUCCUCAACAAGGGUCACGACGUGUCGGCCGACUACUGGUCUCUAGGCGUCCUGAUGUUUGAGCUGCUGACCGGCAGUCCGCCCUUCUCAGGUCCCGAUCCCAUGAAGACGUACAACGUCAUCCUGAGAGGAAUCGACAUGAUUGAGUUCCCCAAGAAGAUCAGCAAGAACGCAGCAAGCCUCAUUAAGAAGCUGUGCAGAGAUAGUCCGUCUGAGAGACUCGGGAACCUGAAGAAUGGAGUCAAAGACAUUCAGAAGCACAAGUGGUUUGAAGGUUUUAACUGGGAGGGGCUGAGGAAAGGAACUCUGACUCCGCCCAUCACACCUGACGUUUCUUCUCCGACCGACACCAGUAACUUCGACAGUUUCCCUGAAGACUCCGACGAGCCGCCGCCAGAUGACAACUCCGGGUGGGAUUAUGACUUUUGAAGCUCCGCCCACCUCUGAGGACAUUUCCACUGGAGCAUCUUCCUGUCACUCCUCGACCUUUGGUUUCCUCUUCCUGUCCAGAAGCCUCUUGUGGAUCAAACUGGGCCAGACUCUGUAACAUUAAGGUCACGUGAAUUUCACAUGAAGGUCACAGACUCAUGUGACACAGGGUCACAGGGACAAUUUCAUCAAGAUUCUCUGAACAGGAACAGGGCGGUUCAGAGACUCUUGGUCCAAUCAGGUUCUGAGUCUUCCCCCCUGCUCCGGACUAAAGAAAUUAACGAUCCAGAACCAGACCUCGACAGAACAUUGUCCCAGAACCACACAGAGUCUUGAUGAUGAAGACACUGACCUUUGACAUCAGUGAGAUCAUGAACAGAGAAGCUUUAAAAUAAGUUUUUCGUUUCCUGUUUCCAGAAGCUCCUCUCUGAUUCGUCCACGACAUCACAGACAGCCAAGUGAACUCUGACCCCUCCGAGGGAGAUUGUUCCUGUCCAGGAUUGACCUCUGACACCGUGAUGCCUUCACUUCUCAUCUGUGUUGGAAAAUUAAAUUCCAAAGACUGAUGGUGAUACUUUAAACCUUCACUUCCUGAGAACAGAUGUUUUAUAUUUUCAUCAUCACAGACACAAACUCUUCAUGUGGACGUUGAGAAAUAAUGAUUUGACGUAGACGUGACUUUAUCUUUUAUAGUUUAACCAUAAAAGACGAUUCUUCUGUUCACGUCAGUGUCCUGUGGCCUGGUGUGAUUGUUUUCACAGACGACUUUAUCUGUAAAAACAAUCAGCGACGUGAUUUCUGUGAUUCCGGUGAUUUCUGUGAUUUCUGCAUGAAAAUCUCACCAUGUUGAGUUCUCACCACCGGAGGGCGGAGGAGAGUCAGACACCGUUGGGCAGCGCAUGACUCGAAAAUGUCAAUUAUAGAAGAAAAAUGAAAUCUCUUUUUUUUUCUGAGAUGUUUGCAUGUUUGUCAGUCAGCUGGUCACAGCUGACGCCUGGCUCCUCCCCCCGCCUCUGAAGCCUGAGACUGAAUGAAGACAAAUAAAAACAUAGAGAACAUAAACACGUAAUAUUGAAAAAAGAUAAAAGAUUAAGUUUAAACAGGCAGAAAAAGUGAAAACCAUAAUAAUAAAUGACUAGUUUGGACAAAAGGAGGAAUUUUAAUGUUCAUAUGGACGAUCAGUGAUAUUCUGUGGUUUUGAGUUUGUGUAAUGAAACUUUGAGUGUCACUGAUACUGAUACACUGAUGGUAUAUACUGAUAUAUUUGUAUAUAUUGGGAGUAAAGUGUUAGAUGUUUCUCAGCUGUUUGUAGAUGAUGAUUAUUAGGAUUAUUAAUAUGGUGCCUGCCAUUGUAGCUGCGGAACAUAAGCAACUCAGUUCUAAAAAGCUUUAUGGACGUGACUGUUAAAGACAAAACAAAACAAAAAAAUGCUUUGCAAAAUCUGUUUGAUAUGUUUUGGAAAAUAUAAAAAACUAAACAAAA
Scophthalmus maximus (turbot) is the source of this 4321-nucleotide messenger RNA. RefSeq names its product protein kinase cGMP-dependent 1b (gene prkg1b). The coding region runs from base 769 to 2838 and encodes 689 amino acids. NCBI's taxonomy places the organism in Eukaryota, Metazoa, Chordata, Actinopteri, Pleuronectiformes, Scophthalmidae. The record is from RefSeq and is a predicted model, not a curated record. Gene Ontology annotation, biological process: protein phosphorylation. Gene Ontology annotation, molecular function: cGMP-dependent protein kinase activity; ATP binding. The transcript has 18 exons.